GAGAGUUCUCUCCAUAUUUACGCAGUUGGAUCUUUCUCUCCCAAAAAUUACAAAAAACAAUUUCAUCAAUUUUUAUUUUUAAUUUUAAUUUUCAAAAAAAAGGAACGAAAUUAAUUGUAGCCGCCAAAACAAAACUUCACCAACUCAAAUUUCUGCUUCACUCUCUCAAAACCCUAAUCGAUCGCCAUGGAUAUCCGAUUCCCUUACUCUCCGGCUGAGGUAGCCAAAGUCCGUACUGUUCAGUUCGGAAUACUCAGCCCAGAUGAGAUCAGGCAAAUGUCGGUUGUACAGAUUGAGCACGGUGAGACAAUGAUGGGAGGUAAACCUAAGAUAGCUGGGUUGAGUGACCCUCGACUUGGUACAAUUGAUAGGAAGAUGAAGUGUGAAACUUGUACAGCGAAUAUGGCUGAGUGUCCUGGUCAUUUUGGACAUCUUGAGUUAGCUAAGCCUAUGUUUCACAUUGGGUUUUUGAAGACUGUUCUUAGUAUAAUGCGUUGUGUUUGCUUCAAUUGCUCUAAAAUAAUGGUUGACGAGGAUGACCACAAAUUUAAGCAAGCUAUGAAAAUUAAGAACCCGAAAAAUAGGCUCAGAAAGAUUCUGGACGCUUGUAAAAACAAGCAAAAGUGUGAUGGUGGUGAUGAAAUUGAUGUUCAAGGUCAAGAAACUGAGGAACCUGUGAAAAAGAGUAGGGGUGGCUGUGGUGCUCAGCAACCAAAGCUCACUAUAGAUGGAAUGAAAAUUAUUGCAGAGUACAAAGCUGCUAGGAAGAAAAGUGAUGACCAAGAGCAGCUUCCUGAACCUGUGGAAAGAAAACAGACCCUUACUGCAGAGAGGGUUCUUAGUGUUUUGAAGAGGAUAAGUGAUGAGGAUUGUCAGCUUUUAGGGUUGAAUCCAAAGUAUGCUCGGCCAGAUUGGAUGAUUCUACAAGUUCUUCCUAUACCUCCACCUCCGGUGCGGCCUUCUGUGAUGAUGGACACAUCUUCUAGGAUUCAGGAUGAUUUAACUCAUCAAUUGGCCAUGAUUAUAAGGCACAAUGAGAACCUAAGAAGACAGGAGAGAAAUGGGUCUCCAGCUCACAUUAUUUCAGAGUUUGCUCAGUUAUUGCAGUUUCACAUUGCCACAUAUUUUGACAAUGAGUUGCCUGGAUUGCCAAGGGCCACACAGAGAUCAGGGAGGCCAAUUAAAUCAAUUUGCAGUAGGCUUAAGGCAAAGGAAGGUCGAAUUAGAGGAAAUUUGAUGGGGAAACGAGUUGACUUUUCUGCACGAACAGUUAUCACCCCGGACCCAACAAUUAACAUCGAUCAAUUAGGAGUGCCAUGGAGUAUUGCUUUGAAUCUUACGUAUCCAGAGACUGUGACUCCAUAUAAUAUUGAGCGGUUAAAGGAGCUUGUUGAGUAUGGGCCCCAUCCCCCACCUGGUAAAACUGGUGCUAAGUAUAUCAUUAGGGAUGACGGACAAAGGCUUGAUCUUCGUUACUUGAAGAAAAGUAGCGAUCAUCAUUUAGAGCUUGGAUAUAAGGUUGAGCGCCAUCUGAAUGAUGGAGAUUUUGUUCUCUUCAACCGUCAACCUAGUCUCCACAAAAUGUCUAUUAUGGGGCACAGAAUCAAGAUCAUGCCAUAUUCAACAUUCAGGUUGAAUUUAUCGGUCACCUCUCCAUACAAUGCCGAUUUUGAUGGUGAUGAAAUGAAUAUGCACGUUCCUCAGUCAUUUGAAACAAGAGCAGAAGUUCUGGAGCUUAUGAUGGUGCCGAAAUGCAUUGUAUCCCCUCAGUCAAAUCGGCCAGUAAUGGGAAUUGUCCAGGAUACACUCUUAGGUUGUCGUAAAAUCACAAAGAGGGACACAUUUAUAGAGAAGGAUGUUUUCAUGAACAUUCUGAUGUGGUGGGAGGAUUUUGAUGGAAAGGUUCCUGCUCCUACGAUUUUAAAGCCACGGCCUCUCUGGACUGGAAAACAAGUUUUUAAUCUUAUUAUUCCAAAACAGAUAAAUCUUAACAGAACUUCUGCCUGGCACUCUGACACAGAAACUGGAAAUAUAACUCCAGGGGAUACAUUUGUUAGAAUAGAAAAGGGAGAGCUUCUAUCUGGAACUCUUUGCAAAAAGGCUCUUGGGACAUCUUCAGGAAGUCUUAUACAUGUUAUAUGGGAAGAGGUUGGUCCAGAUGCUGCUCGUAAGUUUCUGGGUCAUACACAGUGGCUUGUGAACUAUUGGCUUUUGCAGAAUGCUUUUAGCAUUGGUAUCGGAGAUACUAUUGCUGAUGCAUCAACUAUGGAAAAAAUUAAUGAGACCAUUUCGACGGCCAAAAAUGAUGUGAAGGAACUUAUCAGAAAAGCCCAGGAGAAAAAGCUGGAGCCUGAACCUGGGCGGACAAUGAUGGAUUCGUUUGAAAACAAAGUGAACCAGGUCUUGAAUAAGGCUCGUGAUGACGCUGGAAAUAGUGCCCAAAAGAGUUUGUCUGAAAGCAACAAUCUUAAAGCCAUGGUUACUGCAGGGUCCAAAGGAAGUUUUAUUAAUAUCUCACAGAUGACUGCUUGUGUGGGGCAGCAAAAUGUAGAGGGCAAGCGAAUACCUUAUGGGUUUAUAGAUCGGACACUGCCGCACUUCACAAAAGAUGAUUAUGGGCCAGAAAGUCGUGGCUUUGUUGAAAAUUCAUAUCUACGAGGACUGACACCUCAGGAGUUCUUUUUCCACGCUAUGGGUGGUAGAGAAGGUCUUAUUGAUACUGCUGUGAAGACUUCUGAGACUGGUUACAUCCAGAGGAGACUAGUUAAGGCUAUGGAAGAUAUUAUGGUAAAAUACGACGGGACUGUUAGGAACUCAUUAGGUGAUGUUAUUCAAUUUCUCUAUGGAGAAGAUGGUAUGGAUGCUGUUUGGAUAGAAUCGCAGAAGCUAGAUUCAUUAAAGAUGAAAAAAGCAGAAUUUGAGAGGGUGUUCAGAUACGAGUUUGAUGAUGAAAAUUGGAAUCCAAAUUACAUGUUGCCUGAACAUAUUGAGGAUCUUAAAACCAUCAGAGAGUUCCGCAAUGUAUUUGAUGCUGAAGUACAGAAACUAGAAACAGACAGAUUACAACUUGGAACUGAGAUUACAACCACAGGUGAUAAUUCUUGGCCAUUGCCUGUGAACUUGAAGAGGCUUAUUCAGAAUGCACAGAAGACCUUUAAGAUUGACUUCAGAAGGACUUCAGAUAUGCAUCCUAUGGAAAUUGUGGAAGCUGUUGAUAAGCUUCAAGAAAGGCUGAAGGUUGUUCCUGGGGAUGACUUAUUGAGUGUUGAGGCUCAAAAGAACGCUACGUUGUUUUUCAACAUUUUGCUCCGAAGCACUUUUGCUAGCAAAAGGGUACUGGAAGAGUAUCGGCUUACUCGGGAAGCAUUUGAGUGGGUUACUGGAGAAAUAGAAUCUCGCUUCUUGCAAUCACUUGUAGCACCCGGAGAAAUGAUUGGUUGUGUGGCUGCACAAUCUAUUGGUGAACCUGCAACUCAGAUGACUCUCAAUACCUUCCAUUAUGCUGGUGUGAGUGCAAAGAAUGUCACUCUUGGUGUUCCCAGGUUGAGAGAAAUUAUAAAUGUGGCCAAGAGAAUCAAAACUCCAUCUCUCUCUGUCUACUUGAAGCCUGAAGCAAAUAAAACCAAGGAGAGGGCCAAAACAGUUCAGUGUGCUUUGGAGUACACCACUCUCCGGAGUGUAACUCAAGCCACAGAAGUGUGGUAUGAUCCGGACCCCAUGAGCACAAUCAUCGAGGAAGAUGUUGAUUUUGUCAGGUCUUAUUAUGAAAUGCCUGAUGAAGAGGUCAACCCAGAUAAAAUAUCUCCUUGGUUGCUUCGUAUAGAGUUGAAUCGUGAAAUGAUGGUGGACAAGAAAUUGAGCAUGGCUGACAUUGCUGAGAAGAUCAACCUUGAAUUUGAUGAUGAUUUGACUUGUAUUUUUAACGAUGACAAUGCUGAAAAACUGAUCCUUCGGAUUCGUAUCAUGAAUGAUGAAGCUCCAAAAGGGGAAUUAACUGACGAGUCUGCCGAGGAUGAUGUUUUCUUAAAGAAAAUUGAAAGUAACAUGCUGACAGAAAUGGCUCUUCGUGGUAUCCCAGAUAUUAACAAAGUCUUUAUCAAACAUGGUAAAGUAAAUAAGUUUGAUGAGAAUGAUGGAUUUAAACCAGAGAAUGAGUGGAUGCUGGAUACAGAAGGUGUUAAUCUAUUAGCAGUUAUGUGCCAUGAAGAUGUUGAUUCCAAAAGAACAACCAGUAAUCACUUGAUUGAGGUUAUUGAAGUUCUUGGUAUCGAGGCUGUUCGUAGGUCACUUUUAGAUGAAUUGCGUGUUGUUAUUUCUUUUGAUGGAUCUUAUGUGAACUACCGGCAUCUGGCUAUCCUUUGUGAUACCAUGACCUAUCGUGGACACUUGAUGGCUAUUACUCGACAUGGAAUCAAUAGGAACGACACUGGUCCAAUGAUGCGAUGCUCUUUUGAGGAAACUGUGGAUAUUCUUCUAGAUGCUGCAGUGUAUGCUGAAACAGAUUGUUUGAGGGGUGUGACUGAAAAUAUAAUGUUAGGUCAGCUGGCUCCUAUUGGUACAGGAGCACCUACCUUGUAUCUCAAUGAUGAGAUGCUGAAAAAUGCUAUUGAACUGCAGCUACCUAGUUAUAUGGAGGGCCUUGAUUUUAGUAUGACACCUUCACGUUCUCCAAUGUCGGCCACUCCUUACCAUGAUGGUUUGAUGUCACCAAACUAUCUGCUGAGCCCAAAUCUCCGUCUGUCUCCCAUUACUGAUGCGCAAUUCUCGCCAUAUGCUGGAACAAUGGCGUUUUCACCUACUUCAUCCCCUGGUUACAGCCCAUCAUCUCCAGGCUAUAGCCCAUCUUCCCCUGGAUAUAGUCCAACCUCCCCUGGUUAUAGCCCAACUUCACCUGGAUAUAGCCCCACUUCACCUGGGUACAGCCCCACAUCUCCAACCUACAGUCCUAGCUCUCCGGGCUAUAGUCCAACAAGUCCUGCCUAUUCUCCUACAAGUCCAUCUUAUUCACCCACAUCACCAAGCUAUAGCCCUACUUCUCCAAGUUACAGUCCAACUUCACCCAGUUACAGUCCAACAUCUCCAAGUUACAGUCCAACCUCACCAAGUUACAGUCCGACCUCACCUGCUUACAGCCCCACUUCCCCUGCUUACAGUCCCACCUCCCCAGCAUACAGCCCAACCUCCCCAUCUUACAGUCCCACAUCCCCUUCAUACAGCCCGACCUCACCUUCUUACAGCCCUACAUCACCUUCCUACAGCCCAACAUCACCGUCCUACAGCCCUACAUCUCCGUCCUACAGUCCAACUUCACCAGCCUACAGUCCAACUUCUCCUGGUUAUAGUCCAACCUCGCCAAGUUACAGUCCAACCUCACCAAGUUAUAGUCCAACAUCUCCAAGUUACAAUCCUCAAUCAGCAAAAUACAGUCCAUCAUUGGCUUAUUCUCCAAGCAGUCCGAGGUUGCCACCAGCCAGUCCUUAUAGUCCUACAUCUCCAAAUUACAGCCCAACAUCGCCGUCGUAUUCACCUACAUCUCCAUCUUAUUCUCCUUCUAGCCCCACAUAUACUCCCAACAGCCCAUAUAACUCUGGUGUUAAUCCGGACUAUAGCCCAAGUUCUCCACAAUACAGUCCAAGUGCAGGGUAUUCACCCAGCCAACCUGGGUACUCACCAACUUCUACGAGUCAAUACACCCCACAAACAAGCGAUAAAGACGAUAAUGAUGAUAAGAGCACUCGUUGAGCCCCUUUUUUCCAGUUCUUAAAAUGGAAUGGGGAGAUUAUUCAAAGCUUUAUUGGGUAAGUGGACUUAAGAUCUGUUGGAACCUUGGCCAAAAUGGACCACUCCACUUCAGACCUAAAGGACCCAGCUUUUUCUGAGAAAGUUCUUUUGUACUAUACUGGAUAUGAGUUGAUUAUAACAAUUUGGGACUGAUGAUACUAAUUCCAAAAGACAUAACAACCACUGCUUAUUAAAUUUCUCUUAAAUGCAACAUCCUUUUUGGUAUUCUUCUACUAUUACUACUAUAGUCCAAAAAUAUUGAUUGAGAUGAGGAGGGUCUAUGUAUAACUUGUUAUAUUUGUAAGAAAUUUAUUAUAAGAAAACAACUUUAGAAUUUUGCAUUAGCACCCCCUAUGUUUUAAUGGUAUUUUUGUUCUCUUUUCUAA
Molecule: messenger RNA, 6167 nt
Organism: Cannabis sativa
Lineage: Eukaryota; Viridiplantae; Streptophyta; Magnoliopsida; Rosales; Cannabaceae
Product: DNA-directed RNA polymerase II subunit RPB1
Exons: 15
Coding region: 187-5742 (1851 amino acids)
Biological process (GO): transcription by RNA polymerase II
Cellular component (GO): RNA polymerase II, core complex
Molecular function (GO): DNA binding
Source: RefSeq, a predicted model, not a curated record